Molecule: messenger RNA, 582 nt
Organism: Panicum virgatum (switchgrass)
Lineage: Eukaryota; Viridiplantae; Streptophyta; Magnoliopsida; Poales; Poaceae
Exons: 2
Coding region: 1-582 (193 amino acids)
Source: RefSeq, a predicted model, not a curated record
AUGCCGAUCACCUUCGACUGCUGCGAUCACUGGGUUCACCUGCCCAGGCCGGGUGGCAACCCCCUCGUGGUGAGCCCAGUGGUCAGCCAGGUCCACCUGGCCAAGGUACUCGUCGAUGGUGGCAGUGCCCUCGACAUCAUCUUUGCCAGUACGUUGGAGAGCAUGGGCUACGACAUGACCUCCCUGGUCCCAUCAGACCAGGCCUUCUACGGCAUCAUCCCCGGAGCCGGGUCGACUCCGGUCGGCCGGGCCACCUUGCCGGUCACCUUCGGCACCCGCGACAACUACCGCAUGUGUUACACAGCUCCAAAAAGGGUCCUCUCGGUCUACGGAGACUUGCAGACCUCCUAUGCGUGCGAGGCCAAGAACAUCGAGCUCUCCGACACCCUGGAACGCUCCAGGAACUCGGUUCUUGUUGCCCAGGAACCAAAGAACCUCCCAGUGGACCAGCAGCAGAUCCCUGCCAAGGAGUCGACUUCCGAGUCGCAGCUCGCGCCAGCCGUGGCAACCAAGACCAUCGUCCUCCGGGACGAAGAGUCGUACAAGACUGCCGUGAUCGGGGCCAACCUCGACCCGGCAUAG